AUGACUAAAGUUAAUAAACCACCCACGACCAGCAACCCCAAUAUUAAAUUAAAGAAACCCAAUUCGAAAGAAGAAGAGGACUUCAACCUACCGGUAAAAAAAACAGUGAUCGCAAAAAACAUAAAGGUUGUGAAAAAACCUGAAGAUAUAAGUCCAUCUCCGAAAAAAAGCGAAAAUGAAAGUGUUCAAAAAGACCCAGCCAAGAAGGAUGUGAACAGUACAGACGGCAAGUCUAAAACUGCGACAACUGAUAGUAAAGAGAAAAGCGGCGCGGACAGUAAUUCACAAAAAAAUGCGGAUGCCGGUGGAGACGUGCAACUGGGGUACUUCUCCUGGCUGUGGAGGUACUUUCCCAAAAAGAAGGCCUAA
Messenger RNA from Plasmodium cynomolgi strain B, 369 nucleotides. RefSeq lists its product as hypothetical. The transcript is spliced from 2 exons. Lineage: Eukaryota; Apicomplexa; Aconoidasida; Haemosporida; Plasmodiidae. The coding region runs from base 1 to 369 and encodes 122 amino acids. The record is from RefSeq and is a predicted model, not a curated record.